CUCUAAGUAUAGAGGGCAAAACAAAACGUCUGCUCUUUUUACACAAUCGGUAUUUCAGACCAUGGAACACGAAAUACUAUAAAAUGUUAAGUCUAUCUUGUCCCUUGUUUGUGGUGCAACUACCUAAAUACAUGACACUGAAAUUUGAUUCUUAAAUAACGUUGAUUUUUCACCUCUAUAAAUGUGCUUUCUAAUAUUGGUUUGUAAUGCAAUUGCAAUAAAGAUAUAAGUGACUCUUCUUGACUAUUUUUCAGUAGCUUCUUUGUAAUGUGAUUUACAUUUUAAAACAGUUGAAGAAUAUAAAAGAAUUUCAGAAGUUAAGAAGUAAAAAAAUAUAUGUAUGUAUAUACCAUAGAAAAAUAUGUUGCCUUUUAAUCUUGGGACACCUGCAACAUCAAGCAAUACAAAUUUUGGAUUUGGACAAAAGCCAGCGACUGGUUUUAAUUUAAGUAAUGCAUCUUUUGGUGCAACUACAUCAGCACCUACAUUAACUUUUGGAGCUCCAUCAACAUUAGCAACAACUACUGGACUUAGCUUUGGAUUUAAUAGCACUCCUGCAGUGUCAACACAAGCACAGUCAACUGGAUCAGUUUUAGGAACAAAUGCAAAUAAUACAACUACUGCUACUGGUGUAUUUCCAACACCAACAACUUGUGCGCCAUUGUUUAGUGGACUUAAUUUCGGCGCACCUACAACUAAUAGUAAUUUAACGUUUGGUGUUGCAUCCAAUACACAAUCUACAGGAAGUAAUACUUUUUGCACUCCAAAUACAACAUCACUUUUUGGUGCAUCUGUCACCAGUGGUAGUUCAAUAGGAUCAAAAGCAAUUACUACUACUACUCCAACUGCUACUAAUAAAGGUUUGGGAGGCAUAGAUAUAUCUGCAAGUAAUAAAGGUUUUUUACAAGGAAACAGUAAUCCAGCAACUGCCAAAGAAAAUGUAUGGCCCCCUGAAUUAAUACAAACAAUAGAAAAAUUCAAGGAAUUUGUAAAAGAGCAGAAAGUAUUGUCGUCAGAUAUAGCAAGAGGAUCUGCUAGACCAUUACAUAGAUGUGCCGAAGACACAUUGUUACUGAUGGAAAUUUUAACUACAUUAGCAGGUUCUGUGCAGCGAGAUCACUCUGCAGCUGAUAAAUUAAAACAAGAUACAGCGAAAGCAUUACAAAAUGCUGAAAUAGCUCAAAGAACACACGAUACUCCACCAGGAUUACAAUAUGAAAACAAUGCACCACUAUUAUUCUUUAUGGAAUUAGCUGAUAGUUUUGAACAUGACUUAAUGCUAUUUAGGUCUCAAAUUGAAUCAACAGAGAAGCAUAUACAAACAAUGAUGACUCCAAAAACUUUAACUCCACAAGAAUUAACAAUGGCUAUGAGUAAACUUCAUGAGUCUCUAGUAGCUGUUGCUGGCAAACUACAGGGAGUUCAUUCAAAAGUACAACAACACAAAGAACAAUAUCUUAAUUUUAGAAAAUAUGUUCUAAAAGACAAUACAAAUGUGUUUGAAGAUAUUAAAGUAGACGGGAAAACAUCUCGAAGUAAUAUUGGGAAAAUUACAAGUGGUCCAACUCCAUUUGCACCAGGAAAUAAAAGUUUUCUCUCAUCAACAGCAUUGAGUUCUAACAGAUCAGGAAGUUAUGAAACACGAAAUCCAUUAGUUUGGAGAAAUACAAUACCAACAUCAUCUGCUACUAACAUUAAUCUAGGCCCAUCAUUGAAACCACCAACUGCAAGUUUGACAUUUAAUACCCCAACAAACCUUACUGCACCUUUACCAAGUGAAUCGAGUUCAAGUUUUCAACUUCAAAAACCUCCUAUAGGUAAUAAAAGAGGCAAA
Messenger RNA from Nomia melanderi (Alkali bee), 1834 nucleotides. It is a transcript of the gene Nup58, whose product is annotated as nuclear pore complex protein Nup58. The record is from RefSeq and is a predicted model, not a curated record. Gene Ontology annotation, molecular function: structural constituent of nuclear pore. NCBI's taxonomy places the organism in Eukaryota, Metazoa, Arthropoda, Insecta, Hymenoptera, Halictidae. Gene Ontology annotation, cellular component: nuclear pore. Gene Ontology annotation, biological process: nucleocytoplasmic transport.